UAUCAGCACUCAACCUUGGAUCCAAACUACAAGAUAGAUCCCAAACAAAUCAUGUCCCACAACAUUCUCAUCACCGGUGGCACAGGCUACCUAGGCGGGUCUCUCCUGGCAGACCUAACCACCGCCAAUCUGCCCCCCUACGCACACCUCUUCGCCCUUGUACGGAACCCUUCUCAAGCAACAGCCAUGGAAACCCACUACCCCAAUGUCAUCCCCCUCACCAUCGACCUCACUUCCCCAGCCUCGAUAACUACCACCAUCGUCUCCCACAACAUUACUAUCAUCUACCACCUCAUCGACGCUAGAGACACCAACACUCCAACCUACUUCAUCCGUGGCCUCGCCGCCGUCCAGAAGUCUACAGGCAUACAAACGCACUUCCUCUUCACAACAGGCGCAAAGCUCUUCUCCUCCCACGCCGGCGCUCCAAGUACAGACCCACUGCCAGACUCUUCCCCGGAUAUGUACGAUCUCCAGAAACGCCUCACCACUUCCGCACCACUGGAAUUGGCCCGACAAGGAACGCUAGCAAACACUCUCGUCGUAGACGAAGCGUCGCAAUUAGGUGUACGAGCAUACAUCUUCGCCCCAUGCAUCGUCUACGGUGCCGGUCGCGGGGCAUUCGGAAACCGCAUCUCCAUCCAAACAGUCGCAGUCGUGAAAGCUGCCAAAGCCCUAGGCAAGGUCGUCGAUGUCAACGUCCCUGGAACAGAAUCCUCGUGGCCUGUCUGCCAUAUCGACGACAACACAGCGCUGUAUGUGGCGAUUUUGCGCGCGGCGUUGGAGGGGAGGGACGAUGUGCCUUUUGGGAAGGACGGGUGGUAUCUCGCUUCCUCGGGGAGCGUAGCAUGGAAGCAGUUUUAUGAGGGGGUUGCAAAGCCUAUGAAGAAGAUGGGUGUUGUGGAGAGUGAGCAAGUUGAAAGGUGGGAUGGGGAUGAGGAGGCUUUGAGGGGGAUGUGGGGGGCUUGGGGGCACCCUGGAGAACCGACGUUGGAGCUUGUUAGAAUGGUUAUAGGUGGGGAAUGCUCUAUGACGGCCGAAAACGGCCGAAAGAUCGGAUGGAAACCGCAGUAUGCACCAGAGCAUAUUCUGGAAACCGUCGAUGAAGAGGUUUCGUGGAUCCUGGAGAACUUGGAAUCCUAAAACUAUCAUCGUCGAAACUUUGUUUUGCAACCCCCAGAUCUCAGGCAGCAUGAUAAUCUACAUGUGUAUGUUAACUUAACGAAAAUGUUGUACCAGCUAGUUAGCGCGAUGAGGAUACCCGAAGAGAUAUCAUCUAGAUAGUUAGUCAUUCUUGCUCUAUGUAACCAAAGUUGAUCGAGCAGGAUGAGCUUUCUUAGUCUGUUAGAACUGAUUCUAUGGGCUCGAUGUGAU
Messenger RNA from Periconia digitata, 1374 nucleotides. Lineage: Eukaryota; Fungi; Ascomycota; Dothideomycetes; Pleosporales; Periconiaceae. The record is from the annotation of a GenBank genome assembly.